AGCCAGCAUGAAACAAUUUUCCAUAUUAUAUUCGGCGAGAGCUGCCCAGCAAAUCUCCACCCAUCUUUCCUCAGUCUUCUUCCCACUCCUUUAUUUCUUUUCUACCCCCACAUCCACCUGCAACACCAAUCUCUCUCUUCAAAUCGAGCAGAAUCUCAAUUCUCACUUGCAGGUUUGCUUCCAAAUUCUCGGAUUGCCGUAUCGAAAUGACAUCCUUUUGCAAUGAUACGAAAUUGAGGCAAUUGCAACGGAUUUCUUUUAGGUCAUCUUCCACACCAGCAAAUUGUUAACUUUAUGAAAUGUUAGGUUCUAAAUGUGAUUAUAGCCGAGUUUUGCAUAGUGGAAGCUGCUUGUUGUGGAUUUCUUUUAUUUUAGAAGAUCUGGCUACUGAAGAAUCGGUGGAAAUUUGUUUAGGACGCAAAAUUACUUGAUCAUUCGGUGUCAAAUUUUAUAAGAUUUGUUGGGUUACUGCUCAGUAGGAGAAAUAGCGUUAUGGGCUCAUUUUGCUGCUGCCCAAGUCGAGAAGAGUUUGAAGAAUAUACUUACUCCAAUGGUUCCUUAUCUAGGCAUUGCAUCUCCCUCACAUACCUCCUGCACCAGCUCUUAAAUGGGUAUGCAGCUGUGUUUCGAAGGAUUGAGGGUAGGAGUGUCUCCUUAUCCCCACACAGCGCAACUUCUUUGGCACCAGCUGGUUCAGACUUGAAUUUCCCAGAAAGUUCAUCUGAUUCUUAUCACUCUUCUUCAAGAACUGUGCCUUAUGAUGCUGAUUCUAGGUAUUCUUGUUUACCACGAGAUGGAUUGGUCCUAAGACGUGAAAAAUCUGCAAGCCGUUUUAACGAAGAAUUGCAACCACUCAGAAGAGGCAACAAUAGUGCUGGUGUUGAAACUAUGAGUUCAAUGGACAAAGUGAAUGGGUUGGAAAGUGAAGGACAUUCUAUGUCUUGCCAUUCUGAGUCUGCAGAGAAGAGUUUGUUUGUAAAAGCAGCACGUGGAAUAGCUUAUCGUCUAUCUUCCGCUGAAGAUGAAGAUGUCUGCCCCACUUGUCUUGAUGAAUACACUCCUGAAAACCCCAAGAUCACAACACAAUGCUCUCAUCAUUUUCACUUGGGCUGUAUAUACGAGUGGAUGGAGAGAAGUGAAAGUUGUCCAAUCUGUGGCAAGGAGAUGGUGUUCAGUGAAAGCCCUUGACUGCAAAUGGGUAAGGUCGCGCUGAAUAGCUUCCUGCGCCCUCUCUGUGAAUAAAAGUCAAGAGUGAACCAUAUUUGUUUUUUGUGUCUUCUAAAUAUGCUUGUGAAUAAAUUUGGGCCAUCCAUUGUUCAUGUAGCAACCAAGAAAAAGUCUAUAUUAUGUCCGAUUUUAUAUGAAUAUUUUCUCUUUA
Messenger RNA from Amborella trichopoda, 1378 nucleotides. RefSeq names its product E3 ubiquitin-protein ligase At3g02290. The record is from RefSeq and is a predicted model, not a curated record. Gene Ontology annotation, molecular function: ubiquitin-protein transferase activity. NCBI's taxonomy places the organism in Eukaryota, Viridiplantae, Streptophyta, Magnoliopsida, Amborellales, Amborellaceae.